GAAGAACUGAUAACACGGGGCGGAAAAUGUGAAACGACCAAUCGCCGAACCACGUAUUCAGUUUGUAAAGCUCGCUCCUUCGUGUCACAUCGAAUUACGAUCUCCGAGGUUAUCCGCGCGCUUUGAUCGUGAUCAUGCCUUCGAUCUGUUUACCCUUCGCGUCGUAGAUUAUCCAUCGUCGUCGUCUGGAGCAGUUGUCGUCGCGAUGGGUCAUUCCACGUCGAAAGAAGCCGCCACCCCGAACAAUCCGUGGGAGGCGGAAAUUGCACGGAAGAAACGUCGCGAGCUAAAUGCCAAGGAGCGAGCUGCCGAACUGAAACAGAUCGUGAAGCAACGGAAACGGGCCGAAAAAGAAGCCCAGCGUGCUCAACGGAAGGAACAGAAGAAAAAGAAGAAGAACAAACGGAAAUCAAAGCUUGACGAUCUCAAGGACACUGAACCGCCGGCCAUAGUGCGGCAAUCUAAAGCAAAACUAGAAGAAAGUGACUACGAUUCGGAAGCGAUCCGGCGGAUGAAAGAUCAGCUGGCGUUCAACAGUGACAUCUUUGUGCUGAAUCAGCUGCUGCUCGGUGUGCAGUUCUACGGAAAUUACGAAAGAGACAUGUGGGAUGCAGUGGAAAGAAAUCGUCGGGAGGAGAACGAACGAAGUGGCAACAUUUCACGGCACUGCAAAACGGUCAUCUUGCCCGAUCGACUUCAGGAUGCGGUCGAUCAAAGAGUCAAGUUUCAGGCUAAACACGGACCUAUGAAGAAUGAGCUCCAGUCGUUGUACACACAGACCUGCUACGUCAUACACGACAACAUAGAGAUUUCCAAUCCUGGGGAGACAUCGGUCUACAGCAUUCUGACGGAUGCUCCGGUGUACAAGUUGGAGAUUGAGGAUGGAUUUGACGAGAAGUUUAGCGCUUCGGGUAAGCGAAGGAGUGCAAAUUGUCAUCAUGGAUAUGUGAAGCUGAAAAGUGUGGAGUAUAUCAAACCGAACAAUCCAUCUCCACUGGAUGUCAUCGAUAGAGCGAACGCUGCUGGCUACGGUGAGUCCAGCGGGUUAAAUAAGAAUCUAUCGAAACAGCGGAACGGAAAGUCAAGUAGCUCCAGCGAAAACUACAGCACAGACGAAGAAGACGACGACGAUAGUGGAGAGAAUGAUGUGCCGAUCGUAAACUUUGGGAAACUUAAGUUCAGAGACAGCGUCACCAUGAAAAUGCCCAGGAUGGUAAAUGGGGGCGGUAUCUACGGUACAAACUCCUUGCUGAUUCCUUCAACCUCAACGAGUUCAACGUCUCCUCCGAGCAGUGAAUACGAUUACGCAUAUAUUACGGCAAUCAACACUCAUCAACCGCUUAGCAUUAUGAAAAGCCUGAAUGACGAUCAACCACUCAGCACUACGGUACUUCCGGAUUACUGCGUGACCACGAUCAAUUCUUCGUCUGAAUUGAAUCAAGGCUACUACUCGGACGACGAAUCCGACGCAGAUAAACUUCUGUAUCUGGCCAAGAACGGCCUCCCGAUGAAGUCUAACCCAACGGUGUACACCACCGAACAGAAGCAAUAUCUCAACUCCAAGGGAUUCCUAGCGUACUUCAUAAACCUAUUCCAAGAGACCCUGGCAAAAGAUUUGGGAAUCGACAGAGAAAACCUGGACAAGGCUACAUGGAAAGGAGCCAUCAUUUACUGCGGUCAGUGGGAGGUAAUACCCGCGAUUGUGUGUCCAUGGCCUCGCGAAGCAUCCGAGUGGAUCGAACGGAAGCGCGAAGUCAAGAUCAAUCCUUUGACCAAGCAAAAAUUCCAAUGGCCAACGUCACCCAUGACCCAGAAGGUGAAAUCUUUUGGCUGUCACGUCAUUCCCACGGGAUAUUGCCCAAAAAUGGGCAACAAUCGCCAUCGGCAACUGGAGUGGAAAAUCGUCUUCCCGGAAGCGGAACGCUACCUCGAGAGCUGUCUCACCAACACCCAGGCCAAGAUCUACAUGCUCACCAAGCUAUUGUUCAGAACAUUCGUCGAUCCUGCUCUCGUCACCAAUAUGACCAUGUUCAGCAACGAACACCUGCGGGCACAUCUCUUCUGGCAGUGUGAAACAAACUAUGCAGCCUGGCCUGAAGACUACCUGGGAGAAGCUCUUAUUCGCUUCCUAAACGGCUUACUGGAUCGCAUAAAAACACACAAGCUUCCGGACUACUUCCUGCCCAGUCGGAAUCUGUUCGAAAACAUUCCGGAACGGGUACUGGUUGAGCUGCACAGACGAAUCUUUCGGAUUACGGAGAACCCUGUCAUGCAUCUGAUGAUUGCGUUGAGGAAUAUGAAGCUUCCCGGAGGGCAGACUGCGUUCUACCCGAAGUUGAAAAUCAAGCGACUCUAUUCGGUUCUGGUUAUCGAUAACCCACUGAAGAUCGUCAAUCCUAGGUUCCGGGAUGAGAACGAAAAUCUGGCAGCCGAGGAUUCCGAUGAUGGUUUAGAGCAGGAAAAGGAAGUUGCGGUGGGAUCCAUCGCUUACUUCAACAAACAAGAAGUGGAGUCUCGGAAGCAGAGAACGAGAAUCGUUCGAUUCAUGGAAGCGGAGAAGAUCAAGAAGGACAAACAGGAUGAACGAAGAGAGUCACAGGAUUCCAUUGAUUUGAUGUUUAAUUUCAACUUCCAGUUCAGUCCUCUGAAGCAUAUGGAAAAUUUACGGCGACAGCUGAUCUACAACGUCUUCGUGCAGCACUUCAUCGAGAUGGCACAGGUUUCCUACGUGUUCCGAACGCUGAACCAGGGUUUAAUCUACCUAAAGCAAGCCGAACGUAUAUGUAGUCUUCUGACGGACGAUCACGGCGUCGAAGAGUCCCGUCGAUUUUUGACUAAAAUCUACGGCGUACGGAACGAGAUCCAGAAGGCGAUAAACAGUGCAUCCUACCGGCCAGCACUGCCGAAACGGGCUAGCACUUCGGUACAGAGCCCUCAACAGCGACGCAUUCGGAUGAAGUCACCCAAACAGAAUGGACGCAAAGGUCGAGCGUCCUACAGUAACGUGAAUCGCAAGUCACCGGAAGAAACACCUCGGCAGUCUCCGGAACGGGUCAGGAAACGAUCAUCACGUCAACUGGCGACGAGCGUGCAGGUUCACAGCGCUGUAAAGGGAUCUCCACCGACUUCGACCUCCGACGAUCAGGAUGACAUCUCCCGUUUGCUGGGAAACGUCACAAUCGGUGCUUGACGACCGUAGGCUUAGGUUGUGUUAGAUUAUCAGCUUGAUUGAUUACUAUUUGAGAACUAUUUCUGUGAUAUGAAGAAUGCUUUGUGUAAGAAGAUGCUUUUUUUAAUGUUGAAUGUAGUUGUGUGGCUCUUAAUAAAAUGUUGAAU
Messenger RNA from Ochlerotatus camptorhynchus, 3336 nucleotides. RefSeq lists its product as uncharacterized. Bases 206 to 3190 code for a protein of 994 amino acids. The transcript has 4 exons. The record is from RefSeq and is a predicted model, not a curated record. Lineage: Eukaryota; Metazoa; Arthropoda; Insecta; Diptera; Culicidae.